Molecule: messenger RNA, 1750 nt
Organism: Pocillopora meandrina
Lineage: Eukaryota; Metazoa; Cnidaria; Anthozoa; Scleractinia; Pocilloporidae
Source: the annotation of a GenBank genome assembly
AUGUUUGUCAUUCCUUUUAGCGAUGAAGAGGCGUGCGGCAGAUGCCUCUACUGCAGUCCAGGGCAAUUCCUAUGCGCAGAUCAUAUCAGUUUAGUUCAUGCAGGAGGUAGAUCACUUCACCACCCGGAAGUUUGGAGGGUGAAUUGAAGAUCCAUAGAGCACAAUCUCCUCCAGUCACCUUUUCAGUUAUGUUGUGAAACCCGAUUUCAUGUGUACUCUGGCCGUUAGGCAAUUUCGUUUGUAAGGACGUUGUCUUGUGGUUUAAUUGCACAGACAUCCAUCUUUUUUUUCUGUAUAUAUCACCACUAUUCAAUAACUUCACUUGAUGAAGUUGUUUUCUUAACUUCCAUGUGCAUUAUGUCAGUAAGACCUGACCCAUUUUUAUACCGAGGAAAAAGCGAAAGCAGUAAGCAUAAUUUUUUUCUUGCAAGCAUACAUGUAAUUUGCUCUGUACUCAGAACAAAGUAAAGUUUAUUUUUGGCAAUUUUGAAGGAGUUGCCUGAUUUAAGGGGUGUGUGAUUUGUAGUCACCUGAUUCAUGUAGGAUAUUAUAUGCUCCUUGGAUGGAAGAUUCGUCCCAUAUCAGUUUGGUGGGUGUGUAUGGACUACACCUCACAACAUAGAUCAUGAAUAUGUGCGUGAAAUUAUAGCUGUUGGUUUACAUGGUAAGUAACUAACAGCAGUACAAUAUUUAACUAUAUUGUGAGAUAGGUUGCCAAACUGCAAUUACCAGUACCACUUUUUACUUAUACUUAUAUUUAAAUAGUUAGGUUACCUCUUCCAGGUAGGUCUUUGUUUCUGUUUUGAUUGCUUUUUUCAAUACAGAGAGGAAUCAAUUAACAAAUAUUAUGGAAGAAUAAAACUAUGGACACACUAUGGUGUUUGUCUUUGUACAGGGCAGCAGCAUCCCAUCAAAAUCAAAUGUUGCGAGCAUGAACCAGAAACCAUAACACUGGUCAGGAACGGUUUCUGGCCAUCUACUCCAAAACAAUCCCAGGUAGCCUUUGACUAUGGAUUUAUGUUCCGAUACAUUUCCUUAGAAUGUAGAGUAUCUUUAAAGUCAAUAUGUCAGGCACUGCAGUGGCUAGUCCCACCUGCUUCCAAGGUUUACGUAAGUAUUCAUCCAGUAAUUUUUUACCUUAUGCUCAUGAAUGUAAUUUUUUUCUUAAUUUACACAAUAAAUAAAUUAUUUGUUUUCCUUUAGAUUAAGGACAUCUGCCGGCUCCUUGUUGGAGAUUGUUUCUGCAAGUUCCGGUAUAUGUCUAGCAUGUCGAGUAAUCUGAAGCAUUUCAAUCCUUCUAAUGAAAAUGAUUAUGAAUGUCCUGCAUGUCCUACGGUUUGUGAUGAGUCAUCAUUCAGAUGAAAUGUCUAAGUGGGUAAUACUUACUUUGGGAAUCUGGAAUAACUAUCAUUAUAUAUGUUGGCAUAUGAAUGAUAUAAUUUAGACAAGAAACAUCAUUUUGAAUCUUUAUGAUUCUCUCUUUUUCCCAGUGGUCCUCUAUAGCGUGGCAGCUGGUCUUAGCAUGAAUUAUUCCAUUGUUUUUCAUUCAUUUAGGCUAAAAAAAUAUUUAAACAUGACAUUUCUUAUAAGAUUUUGGCAUCUGAUUGUAGGAGAAGGGAAGUUUAUUUAUCUCUAUUGAUGCAUUGUUUGGAUGUGUCCGGAAAUGCAGUGCUGGAAAGUCCUCAGUGGAAAGUCCUCAAAUCAUGGAGAGGAACUAUUCAUUAGCCAAAAAAAGUGGAUGCAUUUCUAG